Messenger RNA from Bombus pascuorum, 501 nucleotides. RefSeq lists its product as uncharacterized. Lineage: Eukaryota; Metazoa; Arthropoda; Insecta; Hymenoptera; Apidae. The coding region runs from base 62 to 493 and encodes 143 amino acids. The record is from RefSeq and is a predicted model, not a curated record. The transcript has 2 exons.
CGAUAAUUUUGAUCAAGUCAAAAGAGAGGGAAAAAAUCUAGAGGGUUUAACUUCCCGAAAGAUGGAGACUGUGCUACACCGUGGGAUGCUGGAUGAUCAAUACCGACCUCUGAGUCGUAUUUUGGACCAAGUUAUACAGUCAAGAAAGCUAAAGACGAGUAUCAUGAAAACAGUAACGCACACUUGCACGCCAGGAACUACGGUUUUAGAUUUACCGGAAUGUGAUUCGAUCGAGGACAUCGCUGAAUCAGUAGACGAACUACGAGCGAAAUUGGCGAACAUGAAGAGAUUGAUGGAAGAGCGGCGGGGUACCACCCUGGGUGAGAUUAGCGCAAGAAAGAGAAAGGAGACCUCGGAUAUUAUAGAUGGCUACUUUUUAUCUUGGAUAUUUGGCUCGGCACUCGUUGUCAUCUUGAGUAUCAGUUUCUACGCCUUUUAUAAUCUCUAUCAUGCAGUCCUGAAAAAAUUUCCACCAUCUCAUACGGAAUUAUAAACAGACGG